AUGGCCUCCCCCGAAGUCCACCACCUCUUUCACCACCCCAUUGCGGACCACUCCUUCUCCGCCGACCACUCCACCCUCGCAGUAGCCCGCGACAACAAUGUCGAGCUCUACGCCCGCUCUGCCAACCGCUUCGCUCUCAAGGACGAGCUAAAGGGCCAUGACAAGACGGUCACUGGUGUCGACAUCGCCCCUAACAGUGGCAUGAUCGUCACCUGCUCGCAAGACCGCAAUGCCUAUGUCUGGGAACAAACUCCCUCCGGGUGGAAACCCACCCUCGUCCUCCUACGCAUCAACCGCGCGGCCACCUUCGUGCGGUGGUCUCCCAACGAGAAGAAAUUCGCCGUCGGCUCCGGCGCCCGCCUGAUUGCCGUGUGCUACUUUGAGGAAGAGAAUGACUGGUGGGUUUCAAAACACCUAAAGAAGCCCAUCCGCAGCACGAUCACGACGCUUAACUGGCAUCCGAACUCGGUUCUGCUCGCGGCCGGCAGCACUGACAGCCACGCGCGCGUCUUCUCGGGCUUCAUCAAGGGCAUCGACGAGCGGCCCGAGCCCAGCGUGUGGGGAGAGCGCCUACCCUUCAACACCGUGUGCGGUGAAUACCUCAACGAUGCGGCCGGCUGGGUGCACAGCGUAUGCUUCUCGCCCUCCGGCAACGCGCUCGCCUUCUCCAGCCACGACAGCAGCAUCACCGUCGUCUACCCGUCCGGCCCGGAGCAGCCACCCAACGCCAUGAUCAACAUCUCCACCCAGCUCCUGCCCUUCAACUCAUUGAUCUGGAACGGCGAGACGGAGAUCAUCGCCGCAGGCUACGACUGCGAGGCCUUCCGGUUUCAAGGCAACGAAUCCGGCUGGCAGAUCGCGGGGACGGUGGAGACGCAGCGCGGGCCCGGCAUCGCCAAGGAGGAGAGCGCGCUGCAGAUGUUCAAGCAGAUGGACCUGAAGGGCAAGAGCAACAAGAACGACACGCAGCUCAACACCACGCAUCAGAACACCGUCAACACCGUGCGCAUCUACCAGGGCAAUGCGGGUGGGGUGCAGAAAUUCAGCACCAGCGGCGUUGAUGGGCGAGUCGUGAUUUGGGAUGCCUGA
This is a messenger RNA of Cyphellophora europaea CBS 101466, 1089 nucleotides long. RefSeq lists its product as uncharacterized. The record is from RefSeq and is a predicted model, not a curated record. Gene Ontology annotation, molecular function: actin filament binding. Gene Ontology annotation, cellular component: actin cytoskeleton; Arp2/3 protein complex. The coding region runs from base 1 to 1089 and encodes 362 amino acids. NCBI's taxonomy places the organism in Eukaryota, Fungi, Ascomycota, Eurotiomycetes, Chaetothyriales, Cyphellophoraceae. The transcript has 2 exons. Gene Ontology annotation, biological process: Arp2/3 complex-mediated actin nucleation.